Antechinus flavipes (yellow-footed antechinus) is the source of this 3576-nucleotide messenger RNA. Its product is annotated as zinc finger and SCAN domain-containing protein 29-like. Gene Ontology annotation, biological process: negative regulation of transcription by RNA polymerase II. Lineage: Eukaryota; Metazoa; Chordata; Mammalia; Dasyuromorphia; Dasyuridae. The record is from RefSeq and is a predicted model, not a curated record. Gene Ontology annotation, molecular function: DNA-binding transcription repressor activity, RNA polymerase II-specific.
CUGUGGUUGUGUCUGCUUGUCGGCUCGGACCCUUAAACUGAGGCGAUUGAGGGGUAGACUAGGAGGCCGCGGGGAACGCGGACUCCCCGAAGAGCUGGCGAUCCCUCGGGAAGCCCUCUGGAAGAGUUCCACUCACUGGUCUCUAACCAGACACAAGAGUUAGCUUGCCAGGAAAAAAAAGGAAGAGAUCCCACCAUAAGAACAAAACCUCUUCUUUAACUGGACAAUGGCAGUAGUUUUGGACCCUCAGAUCCAGGCUCCUCAAACACAAGAUGGAGUCCUUAUAGUGAAACUGGAAGAUGAUUCCCAUUGGCAUCAGGAAUCUUUCCUUCAUGGAAAUGACCAAGGUCCUGAGGCUUCCUGUCAGCAUUUCUGGCAGUUCAGAUACCAGGAGGCAGCAGGACCACGUGAAGCUUUGAACCAACUCAGAGAACUCUGUCGUCAGUGGUUGAGACCAGAGAAGUGCACCAAAGAACAGAUUCUAGAGCUGCUGGUGUUGGAGCAGUUCCUGACUGUUCUUCCUAGAGAAAUUCAGUCAUGGGUUAGAGAACAACAUCCAGAGAGUGGAGAAGAGGCAGUAGCCCUGGUGGAAAAUUUGCAAAGAGAACCUGACAGGUCAGAACAGAAGGUCCCAGGCGUUAUGAAAGGGCAGGAAGUACUCACAGAGAUGGUAACAGCUGCAGGAUCAGUACCCAAUUCACUAAGUAUCCAACUGAAGCAAACACAGACAAAAUCCAAAUGUACAUUCCAGGAGAACGCAGAGAGAUUACACCUAGAACCAGAGAAAGAGCUGAUCUGUGAUCCUAAGAUAGAGCCCCAUUCCCUUCAGGAAAGUGCUCUACCUACUUCUCAGGUGCUUAAUCCUCCUGUGGAAGCAAGUAGUGGUAACCAGGAGAUAAUGAACAGGUCCCAGGAGCUGAUGACUUUUGGAGAUGUGGCCAUAUACUUCUCUCAGGAAGCACAAGAGCAGUUAUACCUAGCUCCACAAGAUCUCUGCCAAGAUCAAACUCAGGAGAAUAAUGAGAAUGGUGUGUCACAGAGAUUUAUAAUUCCCAGAUCCAAUGUGAUCUCCUCUUUAGAGCAAGAGGAAAAACAGCAAAAUCCAGAUCUUCAAGGCUUUAAGGAGAAGGAAAAUUCAGGAGAUUCUCGAAUGAGUGGAGAACGAGCAAAAGUUGGUCAAGCACCAGUAAUGAAAAAAGUCAAACAUUGGGAAGAUCUGGAACGUCAGGGUUUGGAAGAUGAGAAGGUAGCAGGUGUACACUGGAGCUAUGAAGAAACCAAAAUUUUCUUAGGGAUUCUCAGUGAGUCUUGGAUUUAUGAAAAACUUCGAACUUGUCAUCGAAAUCGUCAGGUAUACCGGAUUGUAGCUGAGCGACUACGUGAGCAAGGUUUCCUCCGAACCUUGGAACAAUGUCGAUAUAGAUUUAAAAACCUUCAGACAAACUAUCGCAAAGCAAGAAGCACUCACACUCCAGGAACUUGCCCAUUCUAUGAAGAGAUGGAUGCUCUGAUGAGCCCCCGGGUUGCUGUCACUGCCCCAGAGGUGGAACGGAAUCUCCUUGGGCAAGGGGACCAUGAUAUAGAAACUGAAGAACUUGAGAGGGAUAGUUGGGAACAUGAGGAAAUAGCAAUGGCAGGGGUUGUGUUAGAGAGUGGAUCCAGAGAACUGGAUUUGGACCAUCCAGCAGCAUCUUUGGAAGAGCUGCAUUCAGGAGCUGUAACAGAGGAUUCUGAUGGUGAUGAAUUGGGCAGUGAUGAACCAUCUGAAAGUCCUGGUACCCCACCCCUUUUUCGGAGUGCCACAGGAGUGCACUGGGGAUAUGAAGAAACCAAGAUUUUUUUGGGGAUUCUUGGUGAGCCUCGUAUUUAUGAAAAACUUCGGACCUGUCAUCGGAACCGUCAAGUAUACAGGAUUGUGGCUGAGCGACUUCGUGAAUGUGGCUUCCUCCGGACUCUGGAGCAAUGUCGUUACAGAUUUAAAAACCUUCAGACACACUACCGAAAAGCAAGAAGUGGCCAUACCCCAGGGAUCUGCCCCUUUUAUGAGGAGAUGGAUGCCCUGAUGAGCCCAUGGACCACCAUUACUCCCUUUGAUGUCUUAGAGAUGGCAGGAAGUCUUCUAAAGGGGAAACUUGAAUCCAAGAAGAGUAUUGACUGGGAGAACCAGAAGACAGUAGUAGAGGAUGGUAAUCAUAUUGAAGAGGAGGUAUCACCAACAGAACUUAAGAGCUUCAAGUCACACGGUCUAUUUCAGAAUUCCAAUGCAGAACUUCUCAUUCCUAAGCCAGAUUCAAACUCCAAGCCAGAGAGUGGGGAAGAGCUGUGGAAUGUCAUGCUCUCUGAUUCCAAGGAUAUUCAGAGAACUUCCCAUACAAAUUUUGAAAUGAGCAAAGAAAAUGUGGAGAAUCCAAGCCAGGAAAUUUCUGAGGAAAUAGAACUACAGGCAACAUUACUAGGAAGCUCCAAAGGAAAUGUUUCUCAUUAUCUUAAUUGGAGGAAAGCUUGGGAAAGAGAAUACAGAACUGAGAGGCAAUGGGCAAUACUCCCAGGGGAAUCACAAGGGCCACCAUCCUCAGAAAGAAAUUUAGGCAAUUUUAUAGGACUUCAGGGAACCUAUAUAGGAGAAAACCCAAACACAUGUUCUGAAUGUGGAAAAAACUUCAAUCAGAACUCACACCUUGCUGUACAUCGAUUAGCUCACUUUGGGGAGAAGAAAUCAUAUAAUUGUGAUGAAUGUGGCAAAACCUUUGGUCGAAGUUCACAUCUUAUUUGCCACCAGAGAAUCCACACAGGAGAAAAACCUUACAAAUGUCCUGAGUGUGGAAAAGGCUUUAGUGAUCACUCUAAUCUCACAGCACAUCAAAGAAUCCAUACAGGAGAAAAACCCUAUAAAUGUGGUGAAUGCUGGAAAAGCUUCAAUCAGAGUUCAAGCCUUAUUAUGCAUCAGAGAAUACACACAGGAGAAAAACCCCAUAAGUGCAGUGAAUGUGGGAAAAGCUUCACUAAUAGCUCACAUUUUAAUGCUCACUGGCGGACUCAUACGGGUGAAAAACCCUACCAGUGUUCUGAAUGUGGGAAAAGAUUCAGUAAGAGUUCUACCCUCACCAGCCAUCAGAGAAUACAUACAGGAGAAAAACCCUAUGAAUGCCUUGAAUGUGGGAAAAGUUUCAGUGAUCGUUCAAAUCUCAUUACACAUCGACGAAUUCAUACAGGAGAGAGACCCUAUAAGUGUGGUGAAUGCGGGAAAAGUUUCAAUCAGAGUUCAAGCCUUAUUAUACAUCAGAGAAUACACACAGGUGAAAAACCCUAUGAAUGCAGUGAAUGUGGCAGAAGGUUUAAUAACAGUUCACAUUUUAGUGCACAUCGGAGAACUCAUAUGGGUGAGAAACGCUAACUAGCACCAAAUGUUAUGGUCAAUAAAGGUUCGAGUUUCAAAUACCAGGUAAUUAACCCCAAAAGAAAAGUUUCUAUUAUAUUUAAUUCUAUACCACAUUUGAAAAAGACUAUAAUAGUUGAAGUUCAUUACCCAACUGAAAUGAUGUUUGUUUUAUUAAAAUGCACACUUGUCUGAGAAAA